This is a messenger RNA of Aplosporella prunicola CBS 121167, 178 nucleotides long. RefSeq lists its product as uncharacterized. The record is from RefSeq and is a predicted model, not a curated record. The annotation marks the transcript as partial. Lineage: Eukaryota; Fungi; Ascomycota; Dothideomycetes; Botryosphaeriales; Aplosporellaceae. The transcript has a single exon.
AUGAACCGUAUCUCCGCUUGGUUGGAUUCGCAUCCUCUAAAUCCCGAGGGCUACGAUUGCGACGACCACUACCGUCAACGCCAACCUAAACGGCGUUGCCUCGGCGCCAUGUCGCCGCGAGAAGGCCUCCGUCGCUCUCCACGCAAGCACGCAUCUGCGCCCAUCACGCCGCCGCUGC